CAAACACGUGCUGUUUUAAACAACAACAUGGCGGCCACGAGCGAGUUUACGUUCAACGAUUUCAAAGAGUUUUCGAUCAUUUAUGCGGCCGAAUUUAACCGACCAGAAAUGCAUGAUAGAAUACUUGUGUUAGACGUUUUUAAUGAUAAUAUUGAAGACGAAAUAAACCCGGAAUCGUGUGUUAUGAAGCAAGAAAAGCGACAUUUAAACGACGAAGUUGCGUGCUCUUCCAGUGUCUGUACGCGAGCUAUGUCCAAAGCUACCGAGAAACAAAUCUCAGUUGCCGAUUUGAACGUUUCUGUCAGUUCUGUGGGGAAAAGGAAGCCCUUUUCAGUAAAGCGAAAAGCCAGUUCAGAUAGAGUUAUGACUCUGCGAAAUAGAAAAGUAUCUAAAACGGACCACGAGUUUGAAGGCAAGUACAAGGUUGAAGAUGGCAUCCCCCCAGAAAAACAGCAAGCUAUUGCGCAGCAUAAAAUUUUCGCCCAUAGUUCGUGGUUGUCUGUACACAGUAACUAUUUCCGCGCAUUGUUCUACUCCGGGCUGAAAGAGUCGCAUUUGAAAGAGGUCCAUUUGAAAAUACCCAAAUCUGAGGAAGCUGCACAUUUGCAUCUGAUAGGGGCCAUGUACAGUCUGGAUAUAUUGAACAAUCGUCCAGUCAGUGAACUCAUACAGAUUCUAGUCCUGGCCGAUAAAUAUGAUGCCAAGUUUGUAUUUCGAAAAUGCAAAUAUGUGUUGAAAACUAAAGUUGAAUCGGUCAAACUUUGCGAAGAGAUCUAUAAUGUGGUCAAAGUGGAACAUCGCAUGGUUAAUGUAGAGGACCUUAUUGUCACAAUACAGGACUUCUUGACGAAGAAGUUCCAACCAUUGGACGAGAAAUGGGAGUCAUCAAGCUUUGAGAACUUAUCGGAACCCUUUUUAACUCUUUUGCUCGGCAGUGAUAAGCUGAUUGUUUCAUGCGAGGAUGUUGUUUUUCAUGCCUUGAUGCAUUGGAUCAAAAACAAUGCCAUAUUUGCCAAGGAUGCUUCGAAGGAUAUUCCCAAACUCGAGCCUGAACUUCUGUCUGCCUCCCGUCUGUUGUCCGUUGUUAGAUUUGAAUUAUUGACUACCACCUACCUACUUAGUGUUGUCCAGCAUCAUCCAAUAGCCAAGCAGAUGGCAAAUUUUAAUGAAUGUUAUCUCAAGGCGGUCCAUUAUCUUGCUCUCCCUAAUGAGGUGUUGGAUAACGCGUUGAUAACCAUUGAUGCACCUGACGAGCGAUUAACACAGAAGGCAGAUAUUGUUCACUUCCGAUGGAAAAUGCCAGACAAAGAAAUUCUAAAGGCUCUAACCAGAUUGCAUUCGCAACCAUUUUGGGCAUGCGGUUAUAGGAUGCAGUUGUCUUUACGCCGAAAAUUCAACUACGAUGAUGAGUUCUUCGUUGUAAUCACAUUGAAGAUUCUGAGCCUGAAAGAAGGUGGCUUCACAAGUGUUGACUGGAACCUAAAAUAUAAAGGCCUGAGCAUUUUCCAGGAUGACUACUAUGACUAUGAGUAUGUGUUGACCUGCGAUAGUCCAGAGAGAAAGAAAGAAGGUUCAUUCAAGUGGAUUGGUCCAGGAAGUUGUGUGCUAAAAUUGCUCAUGAGGCCUUGCCAUACAUCAGUUGACUUCAAUUAGAUGUUUCUGACAUUUGGGUAGGAGCACCCUUAUUUUGACACUUGUGGGUUCCAGUCAGUGAGCUCUGUUGUGUACCCGGAGCAAGAAGUUCAGUCAUUCAGCCAAUGAGAAGAGUGAAGCCAAAAUGACAGAAACUGACACUCAAAAUCUAUGAUGGUCAUAAAAGGUUUCAUACUAUUUUCCCAGCUAAUUCCAGUUGUUUCAUACUAUAUUCCCAGCUAAAAAAGCACAUUUAGUAGUGUCUAAAUUGUCGUCAAAACAAAACAUUUUGGCACACACCAUUCAGCCUUGUGUUAGCAGUGCAGAAAAAAAAACAAUAGACUGGCACUGGAUGUCAAUUUCAACCAUCUUUAGCUUCACUUUUUUUUUGGACACAAGUUCUUACUCCAGAUAUAUAUGGAGCUCAGUGGUUUCAGUAAGCAUUUCAUACAGAGCAGGAGAUGGCUGGUCAACUUCAGAAUUGUUGACAAUGAUAGGAAUAACAAAAUUGGCCUGCAAAUACGAAAUAACUGCACGUGAAAGGACUUAACAAAUGUUAGACCACCAGCCAGUUCGAAUGACCAGCAUCAGCUGCAAAACAGUGCUUAGUGAAAUUCACCUUCAAUAACAGAUCAGACCCGCCAGACUGGCUUUGGAAGGCUGUUACAUGGUUGAGUGCAAAUUAAUUCCAUUGAGUGUAAUUAACGAGCAUGCAUGCAUACAUGCAUGUGCUCUUAUUCAAUUUGUGUAGGAAAUUAUUUUUCUAAUUUUGUUGGGUUACAUAGACCCACCACGAUUUGGUUCUAUAGACUUCUACAAAUUGUUAUUCAAAUAACCAUAGUAGGGGUUAAUUGUUGUGGCGGCUACGGGCUAUCGUAGAAUUAUUCAUGUAUUAAAUACAAAACUAAAC
Paramuricea clavata is the source of this 2542-nucleotide messenger RNA. The record is from the annotation of a GenBank genome assembly. NCBI's taxonomy places the organism in Eukaryota, Metazoa, Cnidaria, Anthozoa, Malacalcyonacea, Plexauridae.